UAAGCCGCUAAAUAUCGAUACAAAGUUAGUAUAAAAGUGCUAGUGAUCGACAACGCUUUAUUUUUCUGCGGGUCCGGUCAUAAGGAAGAAAUUUAGUUGUCGUUGGAAAUUUCGUGAUUCAAAGUUCCAAUCACAAGUAAAUUCGCGAACAUGUUUCGCAUUUUUAUACUAAUCGUCGCGAUCUCUUUGAUGAUCGACGCGAAAUUGCACAGGAUAUCAUUAUACAAGAUGAAAUCUUCUCGAUACAUUUUGAAGAAUAUUCCAAAAGUUUCUAUGAUCGAAGAUGGACCUAAUCCAAGGGUAAAUUUAUGCAAAUAUAUAAAUGCUCAGUAUUACGGUAAUAUUACUAUCGGAACUCCGCCGCAGAAAUUUAAAGUAGUGUUUGAUACUGGUUUCGCAAAUCUUUGGAUACCAUCCAGAAAGUGCAACGUUUCUUAUAGCAAUUUUUGCGACACGCAUCCGAAUUAUGAUAGUAAAAAAUCUAGUACAUAUAUAGAAAAUGGUACUGAGAUUAACAUUAACACUGGCAAAGGAAUUAUUAGAGGAUUUGUAUCUACUGAUGUAGUGACAAUUGCCGGUCUCAAUGUUAACAAUCAAUCAUUUAUAGAAGCAACAUACGUGCCAGACCUUGCGGUCUUUCGAGCGCAUUAUGAUGGUAUUUUAGGCAUGAGUUAUGCCUCUAUAGCUAAUGGCGGAGUAAGACCUGUGUUCGACAAUAUGAUACAUCAAAACCUAGUGUCAAAACCCAUUUUCAGCAUUUACUUGAAUAGAAAUCUUUCAGACCAUGUCGGUGGUGAUUUAAUAUUGGGUGGUACCGAUCCCGAUCUUUACGAAGGCGAGUUGACGUAUGUUCCUGUUACUGAGAAAAGAUACUGGCAAUUUGCUAUGAAAGAGAUCACAGUACGUAAUUAUACCUUCUGCGCGAGUGGCUGUCAAGCUAUCGUUAAUACAGGCAGCCCAUUUUUAUUUGGACCUCGUGCGAACAUUUCUAUUAUUAAUGACCUUAUUGGAACUUAUGUCUUUGGUGGAGUAAAUUUUUUACUCUGUGACACGAAAAACUCUACUAAUAUGCCAGUAAUCAGUUUUUCUAUACGUAAUAAAGUGUUCAAUCUUACCAGUGAUGAUUACGUCCAACCGAUAUCAACACUAAAUAAGGUGAUAUGUUACUCCGGUUUUCAAGCGCAUGACUCUAAUGAAAAUGUCUUUUUAAUCGCAAAUAAAUUCGCAAACAUGUUUCGCAUCACUUUUAUGCUGAUCGUCGCAAUCUUUGUGAUCAUCGACGCAAAAUUGCACAGGAUAUCAUUAUACAAGAUGAAAUCUUCUCGAUACAUUUUGAAGAAUAUUCCAAAAGUUUCUAUGAUCGAAAAUAGCACUAAUCCUAGGGUGCCUUUAUGCAAAUAUAUAAAUGCUCAGUAUUACGGUAAUAUUACUAUCGGAACUCCGCCGCAGGAAUUUAAAGUAGUGUUUGAUACAGGUUCCGGAAAUCUUUGGAUACCAUCCAGAAAGUGCAACGCUUUUUAUAGCAAUUUUUGCGACACGCAUCCGUAUUAUGAUAGUAAAAAAUCUAGUACAUAUAUAGAAAAUGGUACUGAGAUUGACAUUAACACUGGCAAAGGAAUUAUUAGAGGAUUUGUAUCUACUGAUGUAGUAACAAUUGCCGGUCUCAAUGUUAACAAUCAAUCAUUUAUAGAAGCAACACACGUGCCAGACCUUGCGGUCCUUCGAGCGCAUUAUGAUGGUGUUUUGGGCAUGAGUUAUGCCUCUAUAGCUAAUGGCGGAGUAAAGCCUGUGUUCGACAAUAUGAUACAUCAAAACCUAGUGUCAAAACCUAUUUUCAGCAUUUACUUGAAUAGAAAUAUUUCAAACCAUGUUGGUGGUGAUUUAAUUUUGGGUGGUACCGAUCCCGAUCUUUACAAAGGCGGGUUGACGUAUGUUCCUGUUAUUGAAACAGGAUACUGGCAAUUUCCUAUGAAAAAGAUCACAGUACGUAAUUAUACCUUCUGCGCGGGUGGCUGUCAAGCUAUGGUUACUACAGGCAGCUCAUUUUUAUUUGGACCAUUAUCGAACAUCUCUAUUAUUAAUGACCUUAUUGGAACUUAUGUCUUUAAUGGAGUAAAUUUAUUACUUUGUGACAAAAGAAACUCUACUAGUAUGCCAGUAAUCAGAUUUUCUAUAGGUAAUAGAGUGUUCAAUCUUACCAGUGAUGAUUACGUCCAACAAAUAUCACCACUAAAUAAGAUGAUAUGUUACUCCGGUUUUCAAGAGCAUGACUCUAAUGAAGAUGUCUGGGUUCUAGGAGAUGUAUUUCUUGGCCGUUAUUAUAGCGUGUAUGAUUUUGAAAAAAACCGAGUAGGAUUUGCCCCAGCGAAAUAAAUGUCGAUUGCUAUUUCUUAAAAUUAUAUAACAAGACAUCGCAUUAAAUAACUUCGCCAAUAAUUUGGUAACCUUUUAUGGUUUUUUAAUGUUUAUUGACUUGUAGUUUUUAUCUAUAAUAUCUUGAUAUAUUGUUAUAAACGAAUUUAUACGUUUUAAAGAAUUAAAAAGAACAUA
Nylanderia fulva is the source of this 2550-nucleotide messenger RNA. RefSeq names its product renin-like. Gene Ontology annotation, molecular function: aspartic-type endopeptidase activity. Gene Ontology annotation, biological process: proteolysis. The record is from RefSeq and is a predicted model, not a curated record. NCBI's taxonomy places the organism in Eukaryota, Metazoa, Arthropoda, Insecta, Hymenoptera, Formicidae.